GCACCCAAUCAACUGAGUAGCAUUUACACUCCGCAAUCGGAAUCAACGAAAGACUCCAAUUCAUUGCCACUAUCAAGUUUAAAUUUUUGAAACGCUUCACGAUGCCUUCGGUAAAGAAAGACGCUGAAUUGAUAUCAAUCGCGCCUCCCAAAUCCGCUAAAUCUCCACUCGAAGAUUACGUCGAAGUUAGCUAUGAGAUCUCUGCUAUUUAUGCAUCAACACAGCAGAUGUCAAUCCCCGAGAAGAACUCUAUAGUUGAAAUUCUCCCUGCUGAGCUCAUUUCAAACAUCAUGGAGCACCUUGGCCCCACAUUUGGAGCGGUAUUUGGCCUUACUUGUCACCAAGUUCAUGAUGAAUACAAGCGUCAGUACCCACACUCAGAUGCCCUGCUUCUGGAGACCCUUCUUUGGGAUAAGACGUCAAAGGAAGAUGUUCAGCACCCACUUUUUCGGCCAAAUGCUCGGCUUUAUGAACUACUUGAUGAAUGGAUUGGAAAUGGCGAUACUACAAAGUAUAUCUACUUUCGAGAUAUUUCUCUCGGAUCAUCUGACCUCUUGAUGUACUGUGCCAUACCAGGAUUUUAUGUUGGCAAGUUUCUGCUCCGUGACAUUUAUGGCGAGGAAGCCGAUCCUUCAGGACAUGCUUUAAAGCAAUUGCUUGUCGCAUGGUGCGCCUACGUUCACAUCCAGAGAGGAUGGCUGCAGUUCUGUGGAGAUGAUAAGCCUCCUUACUAUCCUUCUCCACUUACCAUGGGCGGAAAUGCAUGGAUUGACGAAAUGAACAGUAUCAUGAAUGUUUACAAGAACAAAAAACCAGAGGAUAUAUUCAUAUAUAUCAUCGAUACGGGUAUAAAAGUAGCUAAUGAGGGGUAUGGACAAGGGUGGUCGGUCACCGAAGCGAGAAGAGAGCAGUGGCGGGAACAUUAAAAAGAAUUUCAAUAGCAGUGGGCUUUAACCAUCAAAAACAAUGACAUAUUGAUCAAGUCAUAUCAUUAAAUGGAUUAUAUCAUGGUGCGAAUCACGGAGCUGGGAGGUCA
Messenger RNA from Botrytis cinerea B05.10, 1036 nucleotides. RefSeq lists its product as hypothetical. The coding region runs from base 102 to 926 and encodes 274 amino acids. The record is from RefSeq and is a predicted model, not a curated record. NCBI's taxonomy places the organism in Eukaryota, Fungi, Ascomycota, Leotiomycetes, Helotiales, Sclerotiniaceae. The transcript has 2 exons.